UGGCAAUCUAAAUGUGCAAUGUGCCUUCCGUUGGUUAUCUCAGUAAUAAUUGAUGUAGUAGUUUCAUCUGCACUUAAUAUAAAAGAAGUUGAUGUAGAUGGAAAUUAUUAUGUGCAGUGGGGAGAUAACUUGGCCCUUACCUGUGCACAGGAUACUCCGCUAUUCGGAAAAGCUAGCAUUGAUUGGUUUCUCCCUUCACAACCAAACAGACCUGUUGGAUAUGGAAAUAAAGCUCAUGUUUACCGACAAGAUCAGUUAAAUUCUAUGGUGUUGGUUUUAGUUGUUCGAUCUGUGAUUACAGAUGAUUCCGGAACGUAUGUUUGCCGUACAGGAAGACAGGAGGGAAAUCAGUUUAUUGAAAUGGGUCGUAAAAGUGUCAAUGUCAUAGUAAGGAAAAGCAUCGUGGCUACAGACUGUCCGAGAGAUCAAUGGAUUCCUGUAUUAGAAGAGAAUACAAAUUGUUGGGGCAACGGUACAGACUGUGGGGUACCUACUGCUACAAUUCGAUGUAUAGUCGAGGCCUUUCCUGCACCUACAAUUCACUGGCGUUUCAAAGGAGUUCAGUUAACUACAGGUACUAAACAUAUCAUAACAAAUUUUGGGAUAACAAUUAUCAACCCAACAGCUGAAGAUUCUGGUAUAUAUACAGUGAUUGCCAGACAACCACAACAAACUGCUGUCUUCGAUUUGCAAAUUUCUGCAUUCAGCCGUCCACGUAUAACUUCGGGUCCAUCAAUCGUUAGGACAUACAACAAUACUUUUGUAUCUGGCAGAGAAGCAUAUCUUCAGUGUUUAGCGUCUGGUCAGCCUCCACCUACUAUCCAUUGGUAUCAUGAACGAGACCCGCAAACGGAAUUACAAAAAGCAAAUCCUAAAAGGUUCUCAGUGAAUACAAAUUUUCGUGUUGGUCUACUGUGGAUUUCAGAGGUAUCUUAUCCUGAGGAUUCAGGUAGCUAUAUAUGCCGAGCUGUUAUUCCUGUUCCUGCAACGUACUCUGGUUCCACUUUAGUGACAAUAACUGAAGCCCAAAUACCUAUCGAAGUUACACUUCCUCCCACAUUAAUACCGCUCACAACUAUGCAUAGUUACGUAAAACUGGGAGAUACUGCUACCGUGCAAUGCCGAGUACGUGCUACAACGCCAUUGGAAUUAUACUUCAAGCGUUUUAAUUCAAGUACAUCUUACAUAAGCGGUGUCCAACCUGGUGAUAAACGUAUUCGUGUGUGGAGAGAAAAUGAUGUGAAUGAUCCAUUGAAUCAUGACUUAUUUUUAACAAUUGAAAAUACGACUUUAGACGAUACAUGGAACUAUAGUUGUCAUGCAGUUAAUCGAGGUAAUUCUUCUUGGUGGAAUACAACAAUUCAAGUGAUGCAAACGCCCCAAAUCUUGUUACAUUCAACUUUAAAUACAGAUAGUGAACUAAGUGGGUUAAGAUUUGGUUGGCGGUAUCAAGGAACCAAUGUAACUUGUAUAUCACGUGGUAUGCCACAUCCAACAUGGACUUGGUAUCGUCGUGGUGAGCAAAUAUUAAAUGGACAAAAUUCAACAUUUGUAAUAAUUAGUUAUGAUUAUUGGGAUCAUAGUCAAUCAUGGCUCCAAAUUACACCUUGUUUAUACACGGAACAUUUCAUAUAUGAUGAUUAUGUAUGCAAGGCGACAAAUAUCAAAGGGACAAACGAGAGUAAGGUUAGCUUUCGACGGGCUUCCGUUCCCGGACAACCGAGAUUAGAAAGCUAUUCAGUCACACAGUCAACGAUAUUUUUUAACGUUAGUCCUCCUAUUAACACUGGAGGUAUGGCGACUUUAGCAUACGAAUUAACUUACAGAGCUUUUGGUGGGCCUGAAGGAUGGUAUGGCCCUGUUACAUAUCCAUUAGAUGGGUCAAGUUCUGGUAAGCCAAAGUUCGAAUUGACUGGUUUACUUGGUGAUACUAAUUAUCAGCUAAAGUUAUUGGCACGCAGCAUUGUUGGACAAGGUAUACCGUACAGUUUUUCAAUCACCACGGCUUCUAGUACUCGUCCAGGUCCUGUCGAGGUUAUUCACUCAGCAACUGGAAUUUAUCCAUAUGGACAUGUAGUAAAUUGGAUUCCACCAAUGAGUGGUGGCUCUCCUAUUCUGGGCUAUAGAAUUCGUGUUCGAGCUGUCGACAAUGACUUGAAUUUAAUUAGUAUGAUAGAAAAUAUUUCACCGUCUAGCUCGUGGAAAGUGUAUACACCAUCAUUCAAUAAUCCUUAUAUGAAUUAUUAUCAUUUGGCUCCAUUGAAACCAGAUCAAACAUAUCAAUUAAUUGUAGAAGCUUAUAAUCGCCAUGGUUACUCUCUAGAUGGUGUUGAUAUUAAACAAUAUGGUUAUUUAAAUCGCACACCGACAUCAACGCCUCAACUUCAACAAAUAUUUCCCGGUGAAAGAUUAAAUUAUCAAAAUUCUGAUAUAUUGUCAAAUCCUGUUAAUUCUUUAAUGAAUUUCAAACAGUCUGAUCUUGUUCCUAUAUGGUAUUUAUUUGAGACACCAUCAGCUGAUGAAUUAGAUCCUCCAUUUCUUAUGUUCAGCUAUAGUUCAUCUAUAUAUAAUUCCCAUCAAAUUAUUUUAUUACUGGGAAUUCAUACUUUCAUUGCAUAUAUAUUCUAUUAA
Molecule: messenger RNA, 2631 nt
Organism: Schistosoma margrebowiei
Lineage: Eukaryota; Metazoa; Platyhelminthes; Trematoda; Strigeidida; Schistosomatidae
Source: the annotation of a GenBank genome assembly